Molecule: messenger RNA, 3930 nt
Organism: Argiope bruennichi
Lineage: Eukaryota; Metazoa; Arthropoda; Arachnida; Araneae; Araneidae
Gene: ENGase
Product: cytosolic endo-beta-N-acetylglucosaminidase-like
Exons: 12
Coding region: 107-2833 (908 amino acids)
Biological process (GO): protein deglycosylation
Cellular component (GO): cytoplasm
Molecular function (GO): mannosyl-glycoprotein endo-beta-N-acetylglucosaminidase activity
Source: RefSeq, a predicted model, not a curated record
UACACCCUUGUUUUUAUUUAAUUUUGCAAGUGUGUAUGAUGUGUUGGAUCGGCUACUAUUGAUAAAACUGGACGUUGUAGAAUUUUUUUUUUUUAAAAUUUAGUUUAUGCAGGACGAAAAAAGAAUGGAAAACAAAAAUUGGGAAAAAUUAAAAUUAAUAACUAAACAGACUAGGAAGGAAAGUAAUGAACAGAAAAUACUGUCUGAUUUGAAAAAUCUUGAUUUUAGCAAUGAUUUGGAAAUGAAUGAAAACUACUUGCUCAAUAAAGUAGUAGACUUUAUUGAGAGAAAAGGGUAUUUCUUCCUCUAUAUUUCUUUGUUGAAAAGUGGAUUUUCUAAGAAAUUUCUUGAUGCAAUGAUAGAACAGUGUCCUGUUCUUGAUAAUGAGAAGUUUUUAUCAGAGUUUGAUAUUUUUUUUAAUGGAAUUGCUCAGUGUGAAAAUGAUGGUAAAGAAUAUUUGCUUUUAUCUGAAAAUAUUGAUUUUUCUGAUGCAUUUUUUAAUUAUAACUAUGGGAAAGAUACAAACUUGCAUGACAGUUUGAAUAUUAAUUUUACUGAUCAUACUCAAUGUUUAAAUAUUAAUGGUUUUUUUGAGGAAAAGGCUGAAAGAUUAGCCCCAAAUAAAUGCAAGUUGGAAAAAUUAAUACUCUAUGACAAUGGCCAUAAAUCAGUGAUUAUUGAAAAGAAAUUUGAUAAACAAAAUUAUUUGUUUACUCCAGAUAGUUCUUGUCAGUUAAUAAUUAAUAGGUUUAAUGAAAGGGAUACAUAUACAAUUGUAUUGGAUAUCACAUCUGGUGAAAUUAUUAAUGUAGAAUUAAAAAUUAAUGGUAAAAAUUAUAAUCCCCCAAAAAUAUUAGAUUUAAUGUCAAGUAAUGAAAAAAUUUUAAUAAAGAAUUUGAAUCUGUCUGAAAUCUUGGCAUCAUAUUUUGAUAACGAAAAAGAGUUGCAUGUUGACAUUAAAUGUUUACAGAAUGAAUGUCUACCAAUAAAAUCCUUGAAUGACCUUAAAAAUUGGAAACCCCCAUCAAUUAAGCAUAUCACAGCCCCAUUAAGAAAAAGAGUAACAGACGAAAAUUACAUUAAAACUCUAGUUUGCCAUGAUAUGAAAGGUGGAUAUUUGGAAGAUAGAUAUAUUAAUGGUGUUAAUCAAGAAAAUUGCUUCUUCUUUGUGCAUUGGGCUGCAGUAGAUAUUUUUGGAUAUUUUAGUCACCAUUUAGUAUCAAUUCCUCCUUGCUCAUGGAUUUCAGCUGCUCAUAUUAAUGGUGUACAAGUAAUAGGUACUUUCAUAACUGAAUGGGAUGAAGGUGUGGAAGUUUUUGAAAAUGUUUUCACUGAUAAAAAAUCAAUUCAUGAAUUGUGCAAGCAGUUGGUCAAUAUUGCAACCUAUUACAACUUUGAUGGAUGGCUAAUAAAUAUUGAAAAUGAAGUGAAGCCAUAUCAAAUUCCUUUGUUGAAGUAUUUUGUGAAGUCUUUAACAACUAUGAUGCAUGCAUACAUUCCUGGAUCUCAAGUGAUUUGGUAUGACAGUGUUCUUAAAAAUGGUGAUCUAUCAUGGCAAAAUUGUUUGAAUGAUCUGAAUAGAGUAUUUUUUCUGAAUGCUGAUGCAAUCUUUUUGGACUAUCACUGGAAUGAAGAGAAAUUGCUGCUUACAAAACUUCAAGCAGGUGAUCGCUGUGCAGAUGUUUAUGUAGGAGUUGAUGUGUUUGGAAGAGGCAACUGUUUUACAGAAGGAGGAUUUUCAACAGACAUUUCUGUCAAAGAAAUUAGAAAACAUGGAUUAUCGGCUGGAAUCUUUGCUCCUGGAUGGGUCUAUGAAUGUCUUGAAAUAAAGGACUUUAAAGAAAAUCAAUUCAAAUUUUGGGGUUCCUUACAAGAAUUGAUUCCCCCCAGAAUUUUUGGAGACUUGCCAUAUUGUUCAUCUUUUUGUCCUGGAUUUGGUGAUAAAAUGUUUAGGAAUGGAAAGGUGAUAGAUGAUAAACCAUGGUAUAACAUGAAUCUUCAGCAGCCACAACCAAUUUACUACUCUUCACCAGAAAAAGGCCUUACAUUAUACAGUGAUGAUGCAUUUAAUGGUGGAGGAUGCCUGUGUUUAUCAGGAAGUAUCAUUAAUGAAGAAAAGGCUAUUGAAUUUAAUAUUUUAAAAACAUCUUUUUGCUUGGAAAAUGCAUGUCUCAUCACUUACACUUUUAAGCCAUUAGUGAAAGAUAUGGAUAUAGGAUUGUGUUUGGAUAUGCUUUCAAGUCAAGAACAAUACAAAUUAUACUUAGUUGACUUCAAAAGCAAGGUGCAUUCAGAUAAUAACCCUUCUGUUAAACGUUUGACUCCAAUACCAACAGAUGAAAUUUUAAAAACAGGAUACAAAAUUGAUCAAGAAAUUUUUGAACAACAGACUUGGAUUAAAAGAAUGUUUCUCUUAAAUGCAGAUGAUUUCAGUUACCACUGUAUUCAAAAUAUUUCUGUGGUAGCAUCUUGGAAAAAGGCCACGGCUGAAACUGCUUCUAUUCUUUUGGGAGAACUUGAAGUCUUACCUUUGUAUCCUGUUUGUAAUUUGACGUACGAAGAUUUGACUUGCAAGCGUGCCCCUGCUGACUCCCAAACUAUAGACGUGGAAUGCAUUCUGAAGUGGCAGCCUCAUUCUUCGAUAUUUUGCUAUGACUUAUAUAUACAGGUCUUAAAUGAAGAUAAGCGAUUCAUUUGCACCACUAAUCAAACUUUUUGCAAACUAAAAUGCAAUGUCAACUUGGCAUCUGAAAUGAUUAUAAUUUUACAUCCAAAAACCGCUGGCAGUGAAAGUUUCCCUGCCGCGUCCAUCAGAAUACCAUUAGAAGCCUGACACUUUUACAUAUCACUAUGUAAAAAGUAUUGUCACGUUUUGUACAUUUUAUUAAUUUUGAUAAAGAAAAUGAAGUUUUCCAUAUAUUAAAUAAUGAAUUCUUUUUUAUAAUUGCUAUUGGCUGUUUUAUAUCAAGAAAAGAAUUGUGUGUGUAGAUACAAAAAUAAUUUAUCAAAAUGAAUUCAGAAGUGAUGUCCAAUCUUUUUAUAUUGGUGAUUAAUUUUUUUCACAUUGAAAGAUGAAUUUCGUAAUGAAAAAUAAUGCUUAAUUAUUAAUGUUAAUUUAAUUGCCGAAAGAUAUUUGCUACUUUAAGAAAACUGUACUUGGAAAGUACCAGUUGAAGGGAAAGGUAGUGAAAAUUCAAGUUACUUGUAAAGAUUUAAAUCAGACAAUUCGAAGGAAGUAAACUUUCUUUUUUGUUGCCAAAAUCAUGCACUGUUCAAUAAAAGUUCAGUUGUUAAAAUGUGGAAUGAUAAUAGCUUAAAAAUCAAUCAUGAGAAGUUUUUUGCAUGUGUUUAUUUAGAAAAGUUAAUUUAAAAUGUUUUGUUAGUUCAUAUUUUCAGUUUAAGCAUGAAUGGUUUUAAAUCUUCAUAGUUUUUUUUUAAUAGAAUUUAUCUCUUAUAAAAAAAAAAAUCAAUAAAUUUUGUUGGUCUUAAAUAUUUUCAGAAAAAAUGGAACAAACUUUAAUUACGACGCACCGUAAUUAAGAAAUAAAAUAAUAAAAAGAAGCAUCAAUUAAUCCAAAUUACAAAACAGUUGAAAAAUUCAUUUAAAUAUUGAUACAUUUUAACGAAAUAUCUUCAAGCGAAAAUGAUUUUCGAAACUACUUUUUAAUAGUGUACUAAAUAUGGAUGAAACAUAUUUUAAUUAAUUAUGAAAUUUGUUAAAUUAAAACAGUUUGCAAUGGCACGAUAACUUUGUUUGUGAUUUUCAUUAAUUACUUUUUUUACACUUAUGCCAUUCUAUUGGGAUAAGGCAUCUUUCAAAAUUAAAUUGGCGUUCUGAUUUCUAUGUCUGUUGUCUUGUGAGCCUGAUUUCUCUGAAUGUCAAAGAAAUGAUUACUUGUCUUUGUUGAAAUCAAUAAAAUCAAAUAAAAA